Copidosoma floridanum is the source of this 2331-nucleotide messenger RNA. RefSeq lists its product as uncharacterized. Gene Ontology annotation, biological process: DNA integration; DNA recombination. Lineage: Eukaryota; Metazoa; Arthropoda; Insecta; Hymenoptera; Encyrtidae. The record is from RefSeq and is a predicted model, not a curated record. Gene Ontology annotation, molecular function: DNA binding.
AUGGAGGACACUCGCACUGCAUUAAAUUUACUCAUUCCUCAUGACUACGUGUGUCGUAUCGACUUAAAAGAUGCCUUUUUCCUUGUCCCCAUUCACAAGGAUCACAGAAAAUACUUGAGGUUUAGUUACCAUGGGCAAUUAUAUCAAUUCCAAGCCCUCCCUUUCGGAUUGGCCACGGCCCCGUGGGUCUUCACAAAGAUUGUAAAGCCUGUGCUAGCUACCAUUAGACAUCAGGGCAUUAGAGUCGUGGCCUACUUGGACGAUUUUUUGGUUUUCGGAAGAUCCGAAGUAGGAUGCAGAAAGAGCUGCGAGAAGCUUAUUUCUUUACUCUUACACCUAGGCUUCGUCGUUAAUUGGAAGAAGAGCGAAUUAACACCAACACAGUCAAUCAAAUUUCUAGGAUUUAUUAUCGAUUCUGUCAAUUUCCAAAUCUCAUUACCCCCUGACAAGAGACACAGACUACAUACCUUUCUUCGUUCUCUAUCUACGUCAGACAAAAUAUGUAUGAAGGAUCUGAUGAAGCUCAUCGGCACCAUCGUAGCCGCCUGUCCAGCAGUAGCAUAUGGAUGGCUUUUCUACAAGACUCUAGAGAGGCUGAAGCAGAAGGCCCUAGCAAGAUUUGGCUUCAAUAAGCGUCUACUAAUAACCUUAUCUCCUCCGGCCAAAGAGGAACUACUUUGGUGGCAACAACAGGUCCUUGUGUCUAACAAUAAGAUUAGAAGUUUCCACUUUGAUGUUACCAUAUUUACGGACGCAUCAAAUACAGGUUGGGGAGCAGUUUGCGGCAGCGAGAGCGCACAUGGGUCUUGGUCCUCAUCCGAAAGGAAGAAGCACAUUAAUUGGCUGGAGAUCAAAGCCAUUUUCCUUGCAUUAAAAUGCUUCGCCAACGAGGUACAUGGUAAACAGAUCCUAUUAAGAGUGGAUAACACAACAGCUCUGGCUUACAUUAAUAAGAUGGGUGGUGCGAGACACGAGGAUCUACACCUACUAGCCAAGGAAAUAUGGCUCUGGUGCAUUUCCAGAAAAUGUUGGAUCUUCGCCGAGUAUAUUGCCUCAAAACAAAACCCAGCAGAUGAGGGUUCCAGGCUAAAUAAUCUAGACACGGAAUGGCAGCUUGCUGACUUUGCAUUUGAAGAAAUCUGUCAGACUUUCGGGACACCAGACAUCGACCUUUUUGCCUCACGGAUAAAUGCAAAAUGUCCAAAAUUUUGCUCUUGGGAAAGGGAUCCAGAAGCUUGGGCAAUUAAUGCCUUCACAAUCCCUUGGUCACCCAUUUAUUGGUACUCUUUCCCACCCUUUGCAAUUAUACACAAGGUCUUGAAGAAGGAAGCAGCAGCACCCGCUAUCGUCCUCUCUUACCCUGGUGGCAGGAGUUGUUUACGGCAGGCAUAUGUACGAAGAAACUUAGACGCCGAUACCAUUGAAUUGCUCAUAUCAUCGCUUGCUGAUAAUACCUGGAGACAAUAUGAUUCCGCCCUCAGGCUAUGGUGGACAUACUGUCAGUCACAGCAGAACGACCCCUUCGACACAGACGUCCAAGUGGUAUUAAGAUUCUUAUCCAAUAGAUACAAGGAAGGCGCUGCUUAUGGCACCUUAUCAUCCAUCAAGGCCGCAGUUACUCUCAUAAACCCUAGGGGUUGCCAAGACACUCACCUCAUCUCACGUUUUUUCAAGGGCGUCUACAGACAGAGACCAACAGCACCAAAAUAUGCUACUACAUGGGAUGUAGGUAUUGUGUUAAAGAAGCUUGAGGAGUGGUCCCCCACUGAAGACCUAGAACUACGUCUCCUUACCUGGAAGACGGUAAUGCUGUUAGCAUUAGGGUCGGCAUUCAGAGUACAAGCAUUAACACUCAUAAAGAUCGAGAACAUAAAGUUCUCAAACAAUAACAAGGUUGAAAUAAGAAUCCCGGACCUCAUCAAGACCUCCAGACCUGGCGCAAAUCAGCCCAUGGCCUCCUUUGACGUCUUCCAAAACAGUAACCUUUGUGUCUAUCGCACUAUCCGGCUUUAUCUUCAGAAGACGGCACCUAUCAGGGAGUCUGCUAGCCAAUUAUUUAUAUCCUACCAAACCCCGCAUAAGGCUGUAUCGAAAGACACAGUUAGCCGAUGGCUCAAAGCGGUGCUUAGAGAAGCUGGUAUACAGGAGGUUUUCACUGCACAUUCCACCCGUCACGCUUCGACUACCAGGGCUCAUCAGCAAGGACUUAAUAUCAAUGUAAUAAAGCAAGCAGCAGGAUGGUCAGAAAGCUCUAAGACAUUUUUUAGAUUUUAUAAUAGACCAAUCGAGAAGUCUAUCGGUAAUUUUUCUAAGACGGUUUUAGAUACCUAA